Molecule: messenger RNA, 1259 nt
Organism: Entelurus aequoreus (snake pipefish)
Lineage: Eukaryota; Metazoa; Chordata; Actinopteri; Syngnathiformes; Syngnathidae
Exons: 12
Coding region: 273-1133 (286 amino acids)
Source: RefSeq, a predicted model, not a curated record
CGUUACUGCGUUAGUCAACAACGUAACGUUAACGGAGUGGAAACAGCCGUUCUUUGCCAUUAAUAUGAGUGUGUAUUAUUUCUUUCUUUGUUCUUUAGUGGAGCUCGAGAUCCUGUUUACUGUGGACUAGCUGUGUGUGACGCCAUGUUGUUUUUGUUUACAUAAAAAAAAAAAGCUCCACCGUCUCGCCGAGUGCCAGCAAGAGUCAUGAGUACUUGUCAACUCGACUCCUCAACUGAAGAUAACUUUCUAGCACCUCACCAUGGGGAAGGAUGUAUUCGUAUGCCUUCGCCAGCACAUGCAUUAAACAUGCAGAGAGUUACACAAGUUCUUACCACCUUGGGGCACCAUGCAGGGUGCCUUUUCAUCUGAUUAAAUUCAUAAUGAACAGGGACAUUGCGGUUGUCCCAAGUGGAUGGUAUGAUGAUAGGAUGGUUUUCUGGCCCAGCUAUAAAAACACCGACAGAAUUGAAAGGGCCGCUUUAAAUGAGGAGCAGCAUGAGCCAAACUGGCCAAGAUUUGACGUUUCUGUUGUCCGAACUUGUGACAACUACAAAGACGCAUUAAAAAUAAUGCAACAAUAUGGAAAGGGCUGCAACACCUCAGACCUGCAAUCUGAGGCAGAGAACGAGGAGCUGCCAGAAAAAAGGAACAGGAAGCCAGUCCAUCGUCUCGGGGACUCAGAUGAUAGCGAAGAAGACCGGGGAAAUAGUGACCUCACAUCUCUGGGGUUGGCAAGCCAAUUGCACAGGCAGACUCCACCGUCUCGCCGAGUGCCAGCAAGAGUCAUGAGUACUUGUCAACUCGACUCCUCAACUGGAGAUAACUUUCUAGCACCUCACCAUGGGGAAGGACGCAUUCAUAUGCCUUCACCAGCACCUGCAUUAAACAUGCAGAGAGUUACACAAGUAGGAACGGCAGUCCCUCCUCGACUCCCUCCACCCCCCUCACCAGCAGCCCUCAACAUGUGGCAGACAGAGGAGCCUGGAUCCAGCCUGGCCUACAGGCCAACAUGGCGAGGGGGAAGAAUGGCCGACAACAUUUCCUGCUCUGUGCCUGAGGUAAUCCACAUCCUUAGCCUGCUGGAAACUAUUAAACACAACCAAGACCAGCUGAUUGCGAAGGUGCUGUGAGUAAAAAUGUGUUGACAAGGUCAGCCACGGACGCUGAGGUCACCAAACACGCCAUCAGGUGGUUCAACUUGGCGGGGGAUCGGGCAACGAGGAGACGAGUCCCGCUGCCACCUCCUCAGGAGGAAU